GUGAAAGGGAGUUCGAUUCAAAGGGGAAAAAGCCGCUGGGGCGGUCUUUUCGAAAGACGUGUACUGUUGCCGAGGUGCGCCUGCAAACAAGCUCGGCUAUGGUUCUGCAACUGGUCUGCUUUCACAGUUAUGGUACUAGUUUCUGAGGACGCUUGCAAGCCGGGAAGAGUCACGUCCAGAGACAAGGCUACUUGGAAACGCAAGCUUUUGUUGAAGUCAACACCGUAGGAGAGAGUGCUGGAAGCAGCAAUUGCCCCACACAGAGCGGCCGGGCAAUGCAGGUGGAGAACAGUGACUUUGACCAAUUAGUGAAUCAGAACACGAAUGAGAAUUAUUCUAGAACUCUGGAGAGGGAAAGGACCAUCUAGAUACACAAUCAGAAAACUGAAUCAGCUCAGGGUAUCUUGACAGCCAGCGAGCAUUAGUCUAGGGUAGUCGCUGAUGAAGUCUUCUGCACCGUCGCGCUUGCCCAGGGCCCCAACCUCCUCCAGGGCCACUAUGGAUCCUGUUGCGGACAAGGAGAAUGCCUGCGGCCCCCCCGAGAAGAAGCGCAAGCUGUCAACUCUCGACCCAGCUCCUCCAACCAGGCGGGCCACGCUUGGCGGUCUCUCUGCGCGGAAAGACUCUGUGAAUGGCCGGCCGCCGGUGGCUUCUGCAGUGCAAACUGUCCCUGAGCCACAGUGGGAGGGCAUCUCUUCGGCCAGCAUGAACGUGGAAGAGCUGCUGAGCAUGAAGAUGAUGGGGAAGGGCAAGUUCGAUUACAAGGGCAAGAGCGAGCAGAUGAUGGAGUACAUCAAGAAGCUGCGCGCGUGUAUCCGCAACUUCCAGCAGCUGGAGCAGGGCUUCCUCAUGGAGAAGGACAGCCUGCAGGCCGACGUUGCCAAGGAGAAGACACUCAGGGAGGACGCAGCCACGGCCGCCGCAAGGAGGCAGAGUGACUUGGAGACGGAGGUGGCAGCUCUGAAGCAGAACAUCAGCGAACUAGAGCGGAGACUUUCAGACUCCCAGGCGGAAAACGCGAGCCUGCAGGCGGUGCGGCAGAGCAACGGAGAGGCGCUGGCGGAAGCGGCAGAGACAAAGUCCCGGCUCACAGCCGACCUGUCCCGUGCCCAAGCGGAGAUUGCCACAUUGACCGAGCAAGGGGCUGCAAUGCGGGACAUCAACACACGGCUCCAGGAGUACAACACCAGCCUACAGUCGUACAAUAGCAAACUGCAGGGCGAUACGGCAACUGCGCAGCAGGCGCUACUGAAGGUGCAGGAGGAGCGCGCCGUCCUGGUGGAAGAGAUGGCGGCGGUAAAGGGGCAGAAUGCGGCCCUUCAGGCGCAGCUGGGGCAGGCCAUGCGCUCGGCAGACGAGGCAGUCCAGUCGAAGCAGCUCCUAGCCGCGGACUGCGAGAGGGCACGUGCCGAGGUGGUCAAAGUUGUGGCGGAGCGUGACGAGCGGGCGGCCGAAGGGAAGGCCCUGGCGGCAGAGAACGCGCGGUACCGCGAAUGCACCGGAAAGUCUGCCGCAGAGAUGGAGUCGCUCGCGAACAAGGCCACCGCGCUCGAGGAAAGCUUCUCGUCCCAGGCUGAGCUGAUUGCGGGCCUGAGGCGGCAGAUCGAGGUUGGCUCCCAUAAGUUCCAGCUGGCGGAGGGCUUAGCGAAGCAGCGGCGGGCGGAGGCGGACGGCCUUCAGGCUAAGUGCACCGAUUUAGAGGAGCAACUAGCGGAGGCGGAAAAGAAGGUGGCGGACGGAGAGGAGGUCCGCCGCAAGCUGCACAACACUAUCCAGGAGCUGAAGGGCAACAUCCGUGUCUUCUGCCGCGUCCGGCCCCCCCUCCCCGAGGACGAAAAGGAAGGUGCGGGCGAGCCGCCUAUCCUGCAGUACCCCACGUCAGCAGAGCUGGCGGGCAGGGGGGUCGAGCUGGUGCCGGCCGCAGGCCCCAAGUACCCCUUUGCAUUCGACAAGGUUUUCGGGCCUGAGGCGCCCCAGGCGGAGGUGUUCCAGGAGAUCUCCAUGCUCGUGCAGAGCGCCCUCGAUGGCUACAAGGUGUGCAUUUUCGCGUACGGGCAGACCGGUUCCGGCAAGACCCACACCAUGCUGGGCGUCCCCCAGCCGGCGGAGGCCCGGGGCAUGAUCCCCCGGUCGCUGGAGCAGAUCUUCCAGGCCAGCCAGCACCUGGAGGCGCAGGGAUGGACGUUCACGAUGCAGGCGAGCAUGCUGGAGAUCUAUAACGAAUCGCUGAGGGACCUGCUGGUGCCUGCCAGCGCUCAAAAGGACAAGGCCGCGGACGCUGGCGGCAAGGCUCACGCCAUCAAGCACGACGCGCAGGGCAACACAACGGUCGCGGACCUGACGCUCGUGGAGGUCGCCACGUGGCACGAGGUGGAGCUCAUGAUGCAGAAGGCAGCGCAGAGCAGGACGGUCGGCCGCACCGCCAUGAACGAGCGCUCGUCACGCAGCCACUGCGUGUUCACGCUGCGCAUCGCGGGUAGCAACGAGACGACGGAGCAGACCGUCAACGGCGUGCUCAACCUCAUCGACCUCGCCGGCAGCGAGCGCCUCUCGCGCAGCGGGGCCACCGGCGACCGCCUCAAGGAAACCCAGGCCAUCAACAAGAGCCUCAGCUGCCUGGGUGACGUCAUCUCCGCGAUCGCGAACCGCGACGCGCACGUGCCGUACCGCAACUCCAAGCUGACGUACCUGCUGCAGCCGUGCCUCGGGGGCGACUCCAAGACGCUCAUGUUCGUCAACAUUGCGCCCGACCGGAGCUCCUUCAACGAGUCGCUGUGCUCGCUGCGCUUUGCCGCAAAGGUCAACUCGUGCGAGAUCGGGGUGCCGAGGCGGCAGGCCCGGGUGAAGGACGCUUCCGGGCAGUGACUUGCCGCUGAGGGAUGGGGCUGAAUGUGACCAGGCUGAGGAUAGUCGAGAUGCGUUUAGAGCUGAUGCAAGUUUGAAAGUGCAUCUACUCUUGGUCGUGCGGUGAGGAGAUCUUAGAGAGCGCGUUCAAUGUUUGACAGGAAGUCUGUAGUAAGGGGUGCUCGAGAGGGUUCUUGCUGAGAAAGGCAACCAGACCUAUGCGGGCUCGAGGAACGACAUGGAAAGUCCUAAAGGAAAUUUGUUGUUCUUGAACCGAAUCGUACAACGAAAA
This is a messenger RNA of Klebsormidium nitens, 3136 nucleotides long. The record is from the annotation of a GenBank genome assembly. Lineage: Eukaryota; Viridiplantae; Streptophyta; Klebsormidiophyceae; Klebsormidiales; Klebsormidiaceae.